Elaeis guineensis (African oil palm) is the source of this 7095-nucleotide messenger RNA. Lineage: Eukaryota; Viridiplantae; Streptophyta; Magnoliopsida; Arecales; Arecaceae. The record is from RefSeq and is a predicted model, not a curated record.
AUGGCACUCUAGGUUUCUAGAUUUAGUUGUUACAAGUUUAAUUUGAGGAGUAAUGACGUGAGAUUCUAAAUAAAUAGCUCCUUUUUGUCUUGCAUAUGAUUCUGUAGUAGUGGUAAAGGCCCGAGCUUUCAUGGAGAAUGAUUGCAUUCUCUAGUCUGUCGGACUGAUUUAGCUCUUUUGGUUCAUUCGCGUAAAACUUGAGCUUCUUUGGGGAAUCGUUUUGCGGGAUCUGUCAAAUGUCGUUUCUCUUGAUGACUUUCCCGUUCUUUUUUUUUUUUUAAAAAAAAGAGAAUGUCAUUGUUUAAGUUUCGGAGCAAAGAUGCAUUUCUUGGGCAGUUUAGUGCGAAUUUAUCUUCUGGAUUUCUCACUUUUUACUUGCGUUCAGUACAUCUACAUGGAUCGGAAAUGGGCUUCAUGGUCUUGGUCGUUCGGUUCAUGGGAGAUCAUUAAAGAGGAAAGGUGGUGUUUUUAGCUGUUAAAUAGCUGGUUCUGAGACAAUGUCGAGGAUUCCUAAGUGGAAGGCUGAAAAGACAAAAGUGAAAGCUGUUUUUCGGCUACAGUUUCAUGCUACACGCAUUCCUCAGCCAGGAUGGGACAAAUUAUUUGUAUCCUUUAUCCCUGCUGAUGUAGGAAAAGCGACUGCAAAGACAAACAAAGCAAAUGUGAGGAAUGGAAAUUGUAAAUGGCCAGAUCCAAUCUAUGAAACUACAAGACUUCUGCAGAAUACGAGGACCAAAAAUUAUGAUGAGAAGUUCUAUAAGCUUGUGGUGGCAAUGGGAUCCUCUCGGUCUAGUCUUCUUGGGGAGGUCAGCAUCAACCUUGCUAACUUUGCAGAUGCACUGAAGCCUUCCUCUGUUGCACUACCUCUUCAUGGUUGUGACUUUGGAACAGUUUUACAUGUCACAGUACAGCUCCUCUCCUCCAAAACUGGCUUCAGAGAAUUUGAGCAGCAAAGGGAGCUUAGUGUGAAGAGAUUCCAGACAACAUCAAGCCAGAGCAAUUAUGAUCUGGAUGAAACUGCAGCAGCGCCAUCAGAGGCAGCCAGUGAACAGAUAGACAAGGUUAAUGCAAGGGUCAGGCUUAGAGAAGAUUUUGCUGGGCUUCCUUCACUUGAAGAGGUGGGGGAGUCAAAUGAAGAUUAUGCAGACUCAGCUGCUGGAGUUGAUGAUUCAUCAUAUACGUCAGAUAGUUUAUAUGCUGAAAAGAAUGAUAUUUCCAACGCCCAUGAAAUUGAUAACUUUAAGAGCAUAAUAUCUGCUGAUGUCAGUGAGUUUUCCCUGGGUCAAAGUCAGAGCCCUAGACCUCAGAAAGAGGACCAUCAUGGGAGUCGGCUUUAUACACAAGGGAGCAAUGAUUGGACACAUGGGUGGAGUUCAGACUACUCUAUUGAUAAUGAUCUAGCCGCAGCUUAUGAAGAAAAUAAUACGCUGAGAGUAAGAUUGGAGGUAGCUGAGUCAGCUUUUCUACAGCUUAAAAUGGAGGCAAGGUCACUGCAACACAUGACUGAUGAGUUAGGUGCUGAAACACAGAACUUGGCCCAACAGCUUGCAGUUGAGCUUGCUUCGGGUGAACAAAUGACUAGAGAAGUCUCAAUAUUAAAACUGGAGUGUUCGAAACUUAAAAGUGAUCUUGAAGAAAUAAAAUCUGUUAGAGUGAAGCAGCAAAUUCCUGAAAGAAGUCAUUUUCCUCAAAAGAUGACAUAUGACUUGGUAGAUACUUCAUUUGAUGACAAGCUUGGGGAUAAUGUUCUUUCUGUGGAUCAGGACUGUAUGUUUCAUAAUUUGCAGGUCAAAUGGAUCCAGGAUCUGUUGAUUGCUAAGGGCAAAGUUCAAGAAAUUCAAAACAAGGCUUGCCUCGGAUACCAUGGAAGUGAUUUUGAUUUCCUUCGUGGUGAUUUUGAGGUUCUUGAAUGUGUUCUCCAUAAUCUCAAGCAAGGUAUGGUUGAAGGACUGGGUCUGGAAAGAUCUUGCAGCGACUAUCAUUGUCCAGAAGUUAUGGUUUACGGUAUUAGUGGCUCUCGUCAAGUCUUUCAUGAACAUGAGCCUCUGAGGAAAAAUCUUGAUGCUGCAAACGAGAUGGAGGAGAAAAUGAGUGAACUCUUAGGGAAACUGGAGGAGUCCAAAACUGAGAAGGAAAAUCUCUCCAAAAAAAUGGACCAGAUGGAUUGCUACUAUGAAGCAUUUAUUCAGGAACUUGAGGCGAAUCACAAUCAAGCACUCAAGGAGUUGGAAAGCCUUAGAAAUGAACAUUCUUCUUGUCUUUAUACAAUCCCUGUUCUCCGAGGUCAGAUUGAAGAAAUGAACGAACAGUUGAUGAGGUUCGCUGAAGAUAAGAAUAGCUUAGAAUCUCAUAGCAAGGAGCUUGAGAGAAGGGCUAUGGCAUCAGAAAAUGCACUGAAAAGGGUUCGUCAGAAGUACUCUGUGGCAGUUGAUCAUCUACAGAAAGACCUUGAAUUACUCUCUUUCCAGGUUUUGUCCAUGUAUGAGACAAAUGAAAACCUUGCAAAGCAGGCUUUUAGAGAUGCUCCCCAACUCUUUUAUGAAGAUUACCCUGAAGAAACUUCAGAAGAGGCACGUUCAUGCAUGUACAAGGAUCAUGUCUCAACUUCAUUUCACCCAGAACAGUACAAGCCAGUUUUUACUAGAAUGCAGGCAGAAACUGGAUCUACAAAAGCUGACCUUGAAUCAUCUCAAAUGCAGAAUGGUGCAUCAGAGCAUAUCAUGUACAAAAUAGAGUAUAAAGUCUCUCAGACAGGCAUGUCCACUAAUGUCGAAGUGCAACCCAAGGAUGAAGCAUUUGUUAAUGGAUUCACAUUAGAGAAUUUUGGGCAUGAUACUUUAGAACAUGAUAUUAUUUCAGUGAAGAAGGAUCUUGUAUUUUGUGGUGAUCUGUCUCCAGAGCCUAAGAGAGAUGAACUUCCUGAAAAAUUGAUCAGCCAUAAGUAUCAGCAUGAUCCUAAACUACCUGAUAAUGCCGAACCAGUUCAGACAUGUAGUGAAACAGGUGACAACCAAUUGGAUGAUGCAAAUGGCAUGGAAAAGAUGGGACCAUCGCUUUAUAAGCUGAAAGAACUCCCCUUACAAACAGAAGUGGAACUCUCGGAAAUGCAUAUGUGUAACAUGCACUGGAAAGUUUUCUCAGAUGUUUUACAGGAAACUCUUUGUGAUGUAUAUGAUGGGAUUAGGUACUUGAAGGGCAAGAUGGUCGAACUUGUACAGCAGCUAGAACAUUCGACUGCUAUGAAGGAAUCCUUGAUGCUAAAGGUGGCAAAUUCGUUGGAUGAGGCCAGAGUAGCGAGGGAGGAUGAAGCUAAAUGCAUCUGUAAAUGUGAUGAUCUGUCAAUGAAAAAUCAAAUUUUGGAAGCAAAAUUGGAAGAUGUUUCGGAAGAGAACAAUUUUCUUGCUCAAAAGAUUUCAGAGAAUGAAAAACUGAUUCUGGAUUACAGAGCUUAUGAAAGUAAAUUUAAGGCUUUUACCGAAGAAAGGAAGGAAUUUGAAAACUUGCUAAAAGAGGAAAGGCUACAAAAAAGCAGUCUUCAGAAUGAAAUUAGAUCUCUGAUUGAUGACUUUAAAACACUGAAGGAAGCAUUUGAUCAUCAGUCCUCAUUGAAUGUUGAUCUGCAGAAAAGUGUUACUUUUCUUCAAGAGAAGUUGGCGAAUUUAGGUACAAAUUUGAUUCAUUGUAAUGAGAAAAUCAAUGGCUCUGCUUUUGAUGGCACAAGUCUACAACAAGACUUGGAAAACAAGAAUUACUUUGCUGUCUUCAUAUGCUUCGAACAGUUCCAGCAAGAAGCAGGUAAGAAAAUACUUCAGUUUAUUCAGGAGAAGAAAGAGAUUGAAAAACAAGGAGAGAUUGCUAAACUUUCAUUACACAAGACAGAAUCACAAAUGCUUCACAUGAAGCGGAAAUUUGAAUCUGACUUAGAAGAGAUAACAAAGAAGCAAGAUUUUUCCAACACACUGGUAGAGAAGCUUCAACUCGAAUUGCAAAAUGUUGCGGAGAAGCUAAAGAUUAGCUUAGAAGCGGAAGGGAAAAAUGUAUCAAAAAAUAGAGAGUUGUCAUCAAAAAUUGCAGUUCUGGAACUUGAUCUACAACAUGCUACUGAUGAGAAUGGGGAUCUUGCUCAGAAGCUACUGGUAUUUGGGAGUGUCAAGGAGGAACUUGAAAGGACUAAAAUCAGUCUUAUGAAUUGCAUGCAGGAAAAAGCAGCAUUGAUGAUGUCUAUACAGUCUGGAAAUGAGGCAUCCAUCCAGACAGAAAAUGAGCUUAGAAGUCUAAAAGAAACUCUGCAAUGUACCCAUCAAGAUCUGCAAAUUGAAAGAGAAUUGAGAGAGGAAUUUGAGGCCACAGUUACAAAUCUUUCAUCACAACUGACAGAGAAAGAUCAGCAGUUGCUAUCUUUUGAAGAACAACAAUCUGAAUUGGGCCAUCUCAGGAAAAAGGUUUUGGAUAUAGAAACAGCAAAUAUUGGAUUGCAGCAUCUUCUGUUGCAGAAUGAAGAAAACCGAAUCAAAGUGGAGGAUGAGAAUUUGCUUUUUCACCUUAAAGUUGCUGACAUGGAAAAUCACUUGGAAGCUAUCCUUGAAAAUUCAUUAGCAGCUGAACUUAAAGCUACGUAUAUGAGAAGUCAAUUCCACACCAGAAUGCGGGACCUUGUUCGCCAACUUCAGGCAUUGGAGAGGGACCUUCAGGAGCUUCGUUUAAAGCAUACAGAUGCUAAAAUCUUGCUUGAAACACAUAUAGCUGGUAAAGCACAAUUAGCUGAUGAAAAUGCAAAACUAUCAACCACUCUGCAGUUAUUGAAAUCUGAAUUUGAAACUAUUGUUUGUGAAAAAGAAGGCCUUGUGGAUUGCAUAAGCAGAUACAAGGCAAUAUGUGUGGAAGAUGAAGAUAAGAUGGCUAGUGCUGCAUCUGUGGAAGUUGAUAGUCUAGAAAGGCAAAAGUACGAAGAUGAAAUUCAGCAGCUGAAAAAUAUGGUGGUCAAUUUUGAAGAAGAGGUGGAUAAUUUGAAAUUAUCUGGAUGCGAGCUAGAAAUUAUGGAUAUAAUACUCAGAUCCAAAUGGGAUGAACAGCGAAGCCAAAUAUCAUUGCUUGUGGAAUUUGUUCAUGAGUUGGGGAAGUUAAGAGAGCAAAACUAUGACCUUAGUUACAAACUCUCUGAACAGAUUUUGAAGACACAAGAAUUUAAGAGCCUCUCUAUCCAUCUUAGAGAACUCAAAGACAAAGCAGAUGCUGAGUGUCAUCAAGCUCGUGAAAAAAAAGAGAGAGAGGGAUCAUCAUUUGCCAUGCAGGAAUCACUGAGAAUUGCUUUUAUCAAAGAGCAAUAUGAAUCAAAGCUUCAAGAGCUAAGAAAUCAACUGCACAUCUCUAAAAAAUAUGCAGAAGAAAUGCUAUUGAAAUUGCAAAAUGCUCUUGAUGAAGUUGAAAGCGGAAAGAAAAAUGAGGUUGCCCUUGCAAAGAGAGUUGAAGAGCUGUCAAAGAAAAUCUUGGACUUGGAGACUGAGCUACAGACAGUUCUGACAGAUACAAGAGAAUUAGAUAAAGCUCAUGACAGAAUGAACGCUGAACUGGAGUGUGCUAUGUUAAAUCUCGACUGCUGCAAGGAAGAAAAGCUUAUGCUUGAAACUUCCUUGCAAGAAUGCAAUGAGGAAAGGACAAAAAUCAGAAUCGAACUCGACUUGGUGAAACAAUUUUUAGAGCAUAUGACAUCAUUAGAAGAUUUCCAGACGCGAGGAGACCAUGAAUCUGUUGCUCCCAAUGUUACAUCAAUUGGGCAACUUUUGGGAGAUAGCAGUUCUGGUUCUGGUUUAUCAGCUGUCUACCAAGAGGCACAAAAUUCAAUAGGUAUCUGUUCUGGAAAAGAUACUGCAGCUGCUGCUCCUAUGGAUCCCUUAGAUAAUGUAGACAGAGAGAAACUCCUGACCAUGAGUUGCAUGUUGAGCUCAUGUGGAGAUUUGGAAGAUGUACAGCCAGCAUGCAUCAACAAAAACUCACAUCUGAGUCAUCAAGUAACCUCACAGGCCAUACAGGAUUCCAAAAGUGCACUGGAACCAGAGGUUGCGUUGAAGAGUCAUAUGGAAGACAUUGCUGAUUUCGAGGAGCAUGUCAAAGAACGGCAAAGAUUGAAGGCAAGCAUGGACCUCCUUCAAAAAGAGCUGGAAAAUCUGAAGAAUGAGAAUUUGUCUUCAUUUCUUCCACUUGAAGAUCAUCAUUUGGACCCAUCCCUUCAGGGUUUACAAAGUGAAUUAUCACAGCUUGAGAUGGCAAAUGAACAUUUGGGAAGCAUUUUCCCUUCAUUUAAAGAACUUCCUGGCAGUGGCAAUGCAUUGGAGAGGGUUCUUGCAUUCGAACUUGAGCUUGCAGAGGAAUUGCAAUUAAAGGAAAAAUCAGACAUUUGCUUUCAGAGCUCAUUUUUUAGGCAACAUAAUGAUAAAGCUUCAAUAUUCCAAAGCUUCAGAGACAUCAAUGAACUAAUACAUGACAUGCUUGAGGUGAAGCAGAGACAUGCUGCUGUAGAAACUGAGCUGAAAGAAAUGCAGGGUCGAUUCUUGCAGCUUAGCCUGCAGUUUGCUGAGUUAGAGGGAGAGAGACAGAAGCUUAUAAUGACACUCAAAAACAGAGUACCUAUGAAAUCAUAGUCCUCCGUUGGUUUACAAGUGCCAGGGUGGGCCAAGCAGUGGCAGCCAAUUUGUCACUGAGAGCCACUCCCCUUUUCUGGAAGAGAGAAUAUGACAACUAGAACAGCCCCCAUAUUUUGUAUGGAGAUCAGGAUGGCAGUGAAGCAGAAGAUAGACCUGUAUAUAUUUGAGUAUAAGCUUGAUUUUGAAACAUCAAAGGCAGAGCUUGGUCUUGGGUUGUGAAUAAGAUAAGCUGUUGCAUGUCCCAUUCGUGUCCAAAUAUGCUGAUUAAUAUGUUCCGACCAAAACAUAAGACUGAUAUAUGAUUUAUUUCUUGUAUACCUCUCGUGAUUUCUUGUAUUUAAUAACAAAUAUAGAAAUUCAUUAUUUAUCUUGUAGCAAGCAAAGGAUUUGCAGUUUAAUUUGCCUAAAAAUGUCAUGCCUGGUGCUUGCAGUACUGCAAGGAUUUUCUGUUACA